AGCUGUAUCUACGCUCUUGAAGGCUUGCUUACACACGGUGGCCGAAUUGCUCUUUCCUUGCAUGAAGGUUAUUGUGCGUUAUCGCUAAAGUGUUUGUUUGAACGGUUUAUGAAUAGAUGUCUUUGGAGCAAGUUUGUCUUUUGCUGGGAAAGAGCAAGCUGCCAUUUGCGGAAGUAUUACGUUUAAUACAACAGUUUCUAAUCUUCCAAAAGGAUUAAUUUUGGCCAAAUUUUUCUGAAAUACCAUCGAAGCACGCGCGCCUGCGCACACGGCAGCUCUCCUCCACCCCCGACGUUUGCAUCUCCUAAACCGAGUAACGAGUUGGACAAACGGACUGGCAGCAAAUGGGCGGCAACUUAAGCAAGGCGCUUACGGCGCUCCAGAAGAAAGGAGAGCCCGAAGCAGCGGAUGCUCCUCUGGAAGACCCACCAACACCUCCAGCACCAGAUCCUCGAUUGCCCCUCACAGCUAGACAGUUGUUCAAUAUCUCCAAAUCAUGGAAAGGGAUUGCCAGGGCUAUGGAACCGACUGGGAUUACCAUGUUUGUCAAACUUUUCGAAGACAAUGAAGACAUUCUACACUUGUUUCAAAAAUUCCAACACAAGAGAUUCCAUGAAUUUCAUCGAGAUAGUAUGGAACUGGCGCAACAUGCUGGCAUUGUUAUGAGUACUUUGGAUGAGAGCAUUAAAAAACUGAAUAACGUUGAUUAUUUCCUGGAUUACUUACAUUCCGUUGGAAAGCUGCAUACGAAGAUCCCAGGAUUCCAAAGAAAUUACUUCUGGAGAAUCGAGCGCCCAUUUCUCGAAGCGGUUCAAGAUACUUUAGGGGAUCGGUAUACUGACAAUAUGGAAAACAUUUACAAAAUCACCAUUCGUUAUAUCCUCGACACUGUUGUCAAAGGCUUUGAUUUAGGAGCUCUUCAGACCAAAACAAGUGGAGUACAACCACCGAAAGCUUCUCCUGAACCAUCACCGUCGCCACAGGAACACAAAGAACAAGAGGAAAAAUGUGUUCAUUCUCAGUGUCCUGCAGUUCAGACUUUGACCAAUGGACAGUCUUAAAAGUUUCGCACGUUCAUGUUUGCACAGUACUUCAGUAGACAUUUUCUGAGAAUCGCAAAUAUUCGUGUGCAGCUGCCGUUUUCUAUAUGUGCCAAGUAUUUUUUAAGAAUUAUAAUAAAUUCUACAUUGAAGCAAAAUAUUUUGAUAAUAUUACAUUAAAUUUACUGAAUUUUACAAUAUUUCAGAUAACCAGUAGAAAGGACAUUGCAUGUGCAUUUUUGUAGUCAUCAUAAAUUAAAAGCUUCGCCUCUAUUAAAAUUAAACAAAUUUCUUGCAUUA
Stegodyphus dumicola is the source of this 1340-nucleotide messenger RNA. Its product is annotated as neuroglobin-like. The record is from RefSeq and is a predicted model, not a curated record. Lineage: Eukaryota; Metazoa; Arthropoda; Arachnida; Araneae; Eresidae. Gene Ontology annotation, molecular function: oxygen binding; heme binding.